AUGGGUUUAACAGAUUGCUUGGGAGCAUACACGCGCGAACGUCAGUGUUGUAUCCCUGCCUGUGAAGAGUCUAUAAAACCAUAUGAAGGCCAGGUGUUUGACACUUUGAAUGCUGGAGUAAUGUUUUACAAAAGAUAUGCGGCUGCUGUUGGAUUCCAGGCUCGCAUGAGUACUAUUAUAUAUGCGACAGAUGGGUCAAUUCGUAUACGGUAUGUUUUAUGCAAUAGGGAAGGAGUGUGGGAUAAGGCCGAUGAAGCAGAGUUUGACCCCAAAAAUCCCAAGGCCAAGAAACGGAAGACCACUUCUUGCAGGGCCGAUUGCAAGGCCAGAGCCAUAUUUCAAGUAUCGUCGGGUGGUGUUUAUAAGCUCCGUACUUUCAACGAAGGACAUACACAUCUCAUGGUACCUGCUCACGCCCGUCAUUUGAUGGCCUGCAAUAGGAAAGUUGGUGAAUUCGAGCAAUCCUUGAUAAUUUCUGGUAUCAAAGCGAACAUUGGACCUAUGCGUACUUUCCGUAUUUAUAAGGAAAUCAUGGGUACCUAUGAAGGCAUCGGGUGCACCGGAACUGACUUUAAGAACUAUGUUAGAGAUCUUAAAGUCUAUUCCAAAGAUUCAGAUGCAAAUAUGUUGAUCGAGGCAUUGAAAAACAAGCAGGAGUUAGGUCAUGGAUUUAGGUUUUUCCACGAUGUGGACGAAGAAAAGAGAUUGCGCCGACUGAUUUGGACCGACGAAAUAGCCAUUAGGAAUUAUGAACUUUUUGGCGAUGCAGUAUCAUUCGACGCCACUUAUAACACCAACAGGUACAAAUUGAUUUUUACUCCAUUUACUGGAAAAGACAACCAUGGAAAAUGUGUUACAUUUGGCGGUGCUCUUAUAUCAAACGAAGACAUGGAUUCUUAUUCUUGGGUAUUGGUCAAAUUUGCUGAACUAAUGGGGAGUGCACCACGGCUAAUAAUAACCGACCAAGACCCAGGAUUAAGAAAAGCUAUUGCGUCGUCGUGGAAGGAAACCCGCCACAGGUUUUGUAUGUGGCACAUAACAAUGAAGCUCGCUGAAAAGUUGCCUUCGAGACUGAAUAAGGAUCCAGAAUUCAAGACAAAUUUUGACAACAUUGUCUGGUCAGAGUUCAAUGAACCUGAUGUGUUUGAGGAACAUUGGCAAAACAUGAUCGAUGAAUACGAUCUUGCUGACAACAGAUGGUUUUCCGACAUGUUUGAGGAUCGCAAAUUCUGGGUUCCUGCAUAUUUCAGGGACAUAUCUAUGAGUGGUAUAUUCCGUACGACGUCAUCCUCGGAAAGUGAAAACAGCUAUUUCAAGAGAUUCAUGAACAAGAAUGCCGAUCUUGUUUUGCUGUACACCAAUUACUGCAGUGCACUUGAUUCACAACGAUACACUUACCAGCAGAUAACUCUUGCCGACGAAACUCGUGCUCCGAAGAUGCAAACCAUUCUCCCUAUUGAAUGUCACGCAGCUCAAGUUUACACGAUUUCUAGGUUCAAGCAUGUGCAGGAUGAGAUAAAAGCCGCAAUGAUUAGAUGUGUCAUCCGCAAGAUGUACUCGGAAGAGGAUGACGACAUUUAUGUUGUUGCAGAUAAUGUCGAUGGUGUGUUCACUGUUCGUCACGUGAAGUCACAGGAGUAUAUAUCAUGCAAUUGCAAUCAUUUCAUCACAAAGGGGCAAAUUUGCAAACAUAUGUUUGUUGUUUUAAAGAAUCUGAGCAUGGAUACUAUCCCUGAGAAGUACCUCGUAAAGCGUUGGUGCAAGUUUAGCAUCAUGUGUCCAGGAGAAGCUGAAUUUAUCCAACCUAAUGGUGUCCCUGAAUCUUCGUCAAAGGUGGAAUUUCGUUAUUUCAAGGUUAUUAGUGAGGCCAUUGGAUUCGUGAGAGGCAACUCUGAAUUGUGUGAGCAAUUGUUCUCUAACUUAUGUGAGGUUAAAGACAAGUUUCAAAAGCUUGGAUCCACGGGAAAAUCACAAACCACGAAGGACAGGUUGUUCCUCGAAUUUUAUGGAUCUGCUCCAACAGACACUCCGUCAGUUCUUCCACCUCUUAUAUCUAAGACGAAGGGAAGCGGCGCAGGCGGUCGGAGGAAAUCCGAACAAGAGAAAGCAAUGCUACUUGCUCAAAAGCCUCUUCGACUUUGCAGAAGAUACUUAGAGGUGGCUUUAUCACACUACACACAGAACACCAGUGGUGGAAAGGCUUGUGUUUACAGGCUUUAUGAUUAUCAGUUGGUCCUGAGGUCCUUAAAGAAUCGUAAGGACAUUGAAUGUGAAGAGAUACCUUGGGGUACCUUCAAUGUUGUUCAGAAAUUCUCGCAUUCAUUCAUUGUAGGAAGAUGGAUUCCAUGCAGGCCUGAGCACCUCCAUGAUGAGAAAGUAGAUGGGUUGAUUUCUGAGCUCCCAAUAGCAUUAUUAAAUGCUUUACUACCUUUUCAACUUGAUGGUGUUCGUUUUGGACUGAGGAGGGGUGGUAGGUGCCUCAUUGCAGAUGAAAUGGGUCUUGAGAAGACCCUCCAGGUGUAUGUGUGCGUGUGUGUGUGUGUGUACUGA
This is a messenger RNA of Salvia miltiorrhiza (redroot sage), 2550 nucleotides long. Its product is annotated as protein FAR1-RELATED SEQUENCE 5-like. The record is from RefSeq and is a predicted model, not a curated record. Bases 1 to 2550 code for a protein of 849 amino acids. The transcript has 5 exons. NCBI's taxonomy places the organism in Eukaryota, Viridiplantae, Streptophyta, Magnoliopsida, Lamiales, Lamiaceae. Gene Ontology annotation, biological process: regulation of DNA-templated transcription. Gene Ontology annotation, molecular function: zinc ion binding.